AUGAUGGAUUUGAAGGACGACAACUCCAUGUUUUUCCAGUUUGGUCCGUCCAUUGAGCAGCAGGCCUCCGUCAUGUUGAACAUCAUGGAGGAGUAUGACUGGUACAUCUUCUCCAUAGUCACUACGUACUACCCUGGCCACCAGGACUUUGUCAACAAGGUCCGCAGUACCAUCGAUAACAGCUUCGUGGGCUGGGAGCUAGAAGAAGUCUUCCUACUGGACAUGUCAGUGGACGAUGGAGACUCCAAGAUUCAGAACCAGCUAAAGAAAUUGCAAAGCCCUGUUAUUCUGCUCUACUGCACUAAAGAGGAGGCGACCACUAUCUUCGAGGUGGCCCAUUCUGUGGGCCUCACAGGUUAUGGCUUCACCUGGAUCGUGCCCUCGCUGGUGGCUGGAGAUGCAGACCACGUUCCCACAGUCUUCCCUACAGGGCUUAUCUCUGUGUCAUAUGACGAAUGGGACUACAACAUCGAGGCCAGGGUACGUGAUGCAGUGGCUGUCAUUGCCACAGCGACCUCCACCAUGAUACUGGAUCGGGGGCCACACACCUUACUGAAGUCAAGCUGCCUCGGGACACCUGACAAAAAGAGUUCCAACACUGGCCACUCCAAGGAAAUACUAAAGUACCUCAUGAAUGUGACAUUUGAAGGCCGAAACCUGUCAUUCAGCGAAGAGGGUCACCAGAUGUUCCCCAAACUGGUCAUCAUUCUUCUAGACAAGGAUAGACAAUGGGACAGGGUUGGCAAGUGGGAGAGAGGCUCCCUGACGAUGAGGUACCAUGUGUGGCCUCGCUUUGAGCUGUAUUCUGCAGCGGAGGAGCAGGAGGACCACCUGUCCAUCGUAACUCUGGAGGAGGCGCCGUUUGUCAUUGUGGAGGACGUGGACCCACUCAGUGGGACCUGCAUGAGGAACACUGUGCCGUGCCGCAAACAGCUCAAACUCACCAAUCAGACGGGUGAUUCAGGGAUUUACAUCAAACGCUGCUGCAAAGGUUUCUGUAUUGACAUCCUGAAGAAGAUUGCUAAGACAGUCAAGUUUACUUAUGACCUCUACCUGGUCACCAACGGCAAACAUGGCAAGAAGGUGAAUGGGACAUGGAACGGCAUGGUCGGGGAGGUGGUGUUGAAGAAUGCCCACAUGGCAGUGGGUUCACUCACCAUCAACGAGGAGAGGUCAGAGGUCAUUGACUUCUCUGUGCCCUUCAUUGAGACGGGCAUCAGUGUCAUGGUCUCCCGUAGCAACGGCACCGUGUCCCCCUCCGCCUUUCUUGAGCCCUUCAGUGCUGAUGUCUGGGUGAUGAUGUUUGUGAUGUUGCUGAUGGUGUCGGCCGUGGCUGUGUUUGUGUUUGAGUACUUCAGCCCGGUGGGUUACAAUCGCUGCCUGGCAGAUGGGCGAGAGCCCGGCGGUCCCUCCUUCACCAUCGGUAAGGCCGUCUGGCUGCUUUGGGGUCUGGUUUUCAACAACUCUGUCCCCGUGCAGAAUCCCAAAGGUACCACCAGUAAGAUCAUGGUGUCAGUGUGGGCCUUCUUCGCUGUCAUCUUCCUGGCCUCCUACACUGCCAACCUGGCUGCCUUCAUGAUCCAGGAGGAGUAUGUCGACCAGGUGUCGGGCCUGUCAGAUAAAAAGUUCCAGAAGCCAAACGAAUUCUCGCCGCCAUUCCGGUUCGGCACGGUGCCCAAUGGGAGUACAGAGCGCAACAUCCGCAACAACUACCGGGACAUGCAUGCUUACAUGACCAGCUUCCACCAGAAGAAUGUAGAUGAAGCGCUGUACAGUCUGAAGACCGGCAAACUGGAUGCCUUCAUCUACGACGCUGCAGUGCUGAACUACAUGGCGGGCAGAGACGAGGGCUGUAAACUGGUCACCAUCGGGAGCGGCAAGGUUUUCGCCUCCACCGGCUACGGCAUCGCCAUCCAGAAAGACUCCGGCUGGAAACGAGCUGUGGAUCUGGCCAUCCUCAUGCUGUUUGGAGACGGUGAGAUGGAGGAGCUGGAGGCCCUGUGGCUGACGGGCAUCUGCCACAAUGAGAAGAACGAGGUGAUGAGCAGCCAGCUGGACGUGGACAACAUGGCGGGGGUCUUCUACAUGCUCGGGGCCGCCAUGGUUCUGUCAUUAAUCACCUUCAUCUGUGAACAUUGGUUCUACUGGCAGCUGCGCUUCUGCUUCAUGGGCGUGUGCUCGGGACAGCCCGGGGCCACCUUCUCCAUUAGCAGAGGUAUCUACAGCUGCAUCCAUGGGGUACAAAUUGAGGAAAACAAGUCAACUAUAGACUCACCCUCAGCCACCAUGAAGAAGAACAUGAACAACACCCACUCCAACAUCCUGCGGUUGCUCCGCACAGCCAAGGACAUGACCGCCGUCCCGGGCAUUAACGGCUCUCCGCAUGCUGCCCUGGAGUAUAGCCACAGCGGCCGUGACUCGGCUAUCUAUGAUAUCCAGGAGCACCGGCGCAGCUUGGUGGGUCACCCUGUCGACUGCAAGUCAGCGCCGCCCUACCUGCCAGAGGACAACAUGUUCAGUGACUACAUCAGCGAGGUGGAGAGGACUUUUGGCAACUUGCCCCUGAAGGACAGCAACCUGUACCAGGACCAUUACCUGCACCACCACCCGGCCUCGGCUCUGGGUAUGUCCGGCCCCCCCCCGAAUAGGCCGCGUAGCUUAGGCAGCGCUAGCUCGUUGGAGGGGGGCAUGUUCGAUUGCGACAGUUUGGGGGGAGGGGUAGCGCCCAUCUUCACCACCCAGCCCCGCCCCUCCAUGACUCACAGGAAUACCAAUAAGUUUGACCUGAUUGCUGGCCACACCCCUGCGGAUUCCAACCAGGGUGGGUUCAAGGGAAGCAAUGUGUACGGCAGGUUUUCUUUCAAAGGAGGCGCCUCCAGCACGGGGCUCAUCGGGGGUCAUGACAGGUACUGUGGUGGGGGUGGGGCAGGCUCAGGGGGGGACGAUGGGAACAUUCGCUCUGAUGUUUCGGAUAUCUCCACGCACACUGUCACCUACGGCAACCUGGAGGGCAACAACAAGCGGCGUAAGCAGUACAGGGACAGCCUGAAAAAGAGGCCAGCUUCGGCCAAGUGCAGACGGGAACAGGACGAGAUAGAGCUGAGCGGCCUCAGGAGAAGAGCCCACCACCACACCGUCCACCACCACUUCCCCCACGGGCCCCUGGCACACCGCACGGUCUCACCUCCCCUGGAGCGGAAGAGGGGAGGAGGAGGGGGUAAUUCUUCACCUUACUUAUUCCGCAAAGAUAAAGAGAAUCUGAGGGAUUUCUAUGCGGACCAGUUCCGCUCCAAGGAGGGCAAGGCCAAGUGGGAGCAAGAGGGUGGAAGUGGAGGAAGCGGUGUAGGCGGUGGUAGCGGUGGUGGUAUCUGUAAAAGCUUAGUACCUGUAGAAGACUUCCUCAAAGGUAAAGGCAAGAAGCCGGAGUGUAAAGGUGGGCUUGGCUCAGUGUCGGCAGGACAGCAGGCCCACACCUGCUGGGAGAAGGGGGUUUCUGGGCUAGGAGGGGGAGGCAUAGCAGGGGGUGAUUGGGAGUGUCGUAACUGUCACAAUGUGUGUCACCACGGUGGAGGCGUAGGAGGAGGCGGCACGUGCCAGGCUAGCGGGGUUGGGGGAACCACCAGUCGCCCCAGCUCUGCUAGCUGCAAGCGCUGUGACUCCUGUAAGAUGCAGCCAAGUAACCUGUACAACAUCAGCGAGGAUAAUAACAUGGUGUUUGCUGGAGUGAAGAGUAGCGUAGGACCCAGCCAACCACAAACUCAGGCACAGCGCAGGAAGCUAGGGCCGGGUGGGAGGGUGUUAAGGAGGCAACACUCAUAUGACACAUUUGUGGACCUGCAGAGGGAGGGAGCAGGCCGCAUGGGAGGGAUUGGAGGGGGUGUUGGGGGGCAGUUCGCCCAACCCCGGAGUGUGAGCUUGAAAGACAAAGAUCGCUUCAUGGAGGGCCCCAGCCCCUACGCUCACAUGUUUGAGAGGUAUUCAAGUGACAGGGAGCCCUCCAUGUUUGGAGGAAUAGGCGGGGAUAGGGCAAAAGGAGGCUCCUCCUUCAGUUUGUUCCGAGGAGGCGAAGGUGGGUUGCAUCAGCGGUCGGUGGGGGAGAGAGACCUGAGGGACAGAGAUAGAGCUAUGAUGGGAGGUGGGGGCUGUGGUGGUGGUGGUGGUAGUGGUGGUAGCAGAGGGGCCGGGACUUACUCCUUGUCUAAAUCUCUCUACCCAGAUAAGGUGAACCAGAACCCCUUCAUCCCAACCUUCGGCGACGACCAGUGUCUUUUACACGGCGCCAAACCGUACUACAUCAAAAAGCCACAGACGCAGCAACAGCAGCAGCAGCAGCAACUUCUCAACAACAGCCGAGGAGGAGGGGACUUCCGCGGCUCCAUCGGAGCGACUUCCUAUUUGCCCGCGUCAGCCACAGCUGGGGUGAUGUCCAAUGUGGCCCCCAGGUUCCCCAAAGAGCUGUGUCUGGGCGGGGUGGGAGGGCCCAUGGGCAACCACCACGGGGCCAACAAGCUACUGCCUGGGGGCAGAGACACAUUAGGUUUGGGGCAGGGACAGAGACCCUUCAACGGUGCCAGCAAUGGACACGUUUAUGAAAAGCUCUCCAGCAUUGAGUCAGACGUCUGAGGGUGAAGACGGGGUAAGAAAGAGAGGGAGAAGAUGAAGUGGGUGAAGAAAAGAGGGAGGGAAACAUACAGAUGCUGAUGACCUCUCUGUGUGAAGAGAAUGAGGAGACACAAUACUGUGUGUGUUGUUCUCACUCCACUCAAUGGGAAGAAUUUGGACGAUGCGCAGAGGCCACUGCAGGCUAAGUUGUGAAAUCCGGCGGGAGACAAGUUUUUA
This is a messenger RNA of Epinephelus moara (kelp grouper), 4839 nucleotides long. It is a transcript of the gene grin2bb, whose product is annotated as glutamate receptor, ionotropic, N-methyl D-aspartate 2B, genome duplicate b. Gene Ontology annotation, biological process: monoatomic ion transport; long-term synaptic potentiation; synaptic transmission, glutamatergic. Gene Ontology annotation, molecular function: transmitter-gated monoatomic ion channel activity involved in regulation of postsynaptic membrane potential; NMDA glutamate receptor activity. The record is from RefSeq and is a predicted model, not a curated record. Gene Ontology annotation, cellular component: plasma membrane; NMDA selective glutamate receptor complex; postsynaptic density membrane. The transcript has 14 exons. Lineage: Eukaryota; Metazoa; Chordata; Actinopteri; Perciformes; Serranidae. Bases 1 to 4623 code for a protein of 1540 amino acids.